AUGAAUGAACAGUAUGCUAAAUUUGACCCAAGAGCUGGUAAUGAUGGAAGACCUCACGACUACAGUAAACAUUACACAAUGAUUGAAGACCGGUCUGACAUUCUAAAUUGCAUGUUACAAGAAACAGAGAAAAUUGAGACAGUUUCAACCAAAGAUGAUUCACUUGCUCCAGAAACCUGUCCUUUUAAGGCUACAGUAGAGAUUCUUAAACUUUGGUGUGCAGAGCACUGGCUGUCAGAAAGCUGGCUGGUCACAUGCGCUGAGGAGACCAGUACCAACAAAAGUCAGAUUACUGAACUGAGGUGCACUUUUCAAGCCUUGGAGAUAGAGCUGAAAUCCCAACUUGUUCUGAAACAAUCUCUUGAAGCCACCUUGACAGAGACAGAAGGUCGCUAUUGUGCACAGCUUUCAGAAAUACAAGUGGUGAUUAGCAGCGUGGAGAUACAAGUGCAACAGAUAAGGGAUGACAUGGAAUGCCAGAAUUCAGAGUAUGAAUUACUCCUGGACAUCAAGAUUCAUCUGGAAAAUGAGAUUGAGGUUUACCGCCGCCUGCUAGAUGGAGAGGGAAGGUAA
Trachemys scripta elegans is the source of this 573-nucleotide messenger RNA. Its product is annotated as keratin, type I cytoskeletal 10-like. Lineage: Eukaryota; Metazoa; Chordata; Testudines; Emydidae. Gene Ontology annotation, molecular function: structural molecule activity. Bases 1 to 573 code for a protein of 190 amino acids. The transcript is spliced from 3 exons. The record is from RefSeq and is a predicted model, not a curated record.